Molecule: messenger RNA, 2819 nt
Organism: Anolis sagrei ordinatus
Lineage: Eukaryota; Metazoa; Chordata; Lepidosauria; Squamata; Anolidae
Gene: SNTB2
Product: syntrophin beta 2
Cellular component (GO): synapse; dystrophin-associated glycoprotein complex; intracellular anatomical structure
Molecular function (GO): structural molecule activity; protein binding
Source: RefSeq, a predicted model, not a curated record
CGACGGCGGGAGAAGGACGCGUGAGGCUCGGCUCCCCCGAUGGCGGUGUGGACGCGGGCGUGCAAGGCCGGCCUGGUGGAGGUGCUGCUCCGCGAGCGCUGCUGGGUGCGGGCGCUGGCCGAGCUGAGCGGCGAGGCCUUGAUCCUCAGCUCGGAGCCGGAGCCUCCGCUGAACGGCCUCCCGAACGGCUCCGAGUGGGGCAGCCCCGGAGUUGGGCGGCGCAGCGAGGCCGGGUCCAGCCCUCCGGAGCUGCGAGGGGCCGCCUCGGCUUCUCCGCCCUCCUCGCCGGGCUCCCCGCCGCUCCUGCCUUCUCCGCCGCCGGGGGUGCGCCGCGUGCGGGUGGUCAAGGCCGAGGCCGGCGGGCUGGGCAUCAGCAUCAAGGGCGGGCGCGAGAACCGCAUGCCCGUGCUCAUCUCGCGCAUCUUCCCCGGGCUGGCGGCCGAGCGGAGCGGAGCCCUGCGCCUCGGGGACGCCAUCCUCUCCGUCAACGGCGUCGACCUCCGGGAGGCCACCCACGACCAGGCCGUGCAGGCCCUCAAGCGCGCCGGGAGGGAGGUCCUCCUCGAAGUGAAGUACAUGCGGGAGGCCACCCCAUACAUCAAGAAGCCCUCAAUCGUAUCGGACCUGCCCUGGGAUGGAGCCCCUCCGCAGUCGCCCAGCCUCAGUGGCAGUGAAGACUCUGGCUCCCCAAAGCACAGCCCUGCCAAGGACCGCAAGGUGAUCCCCUUGAAGAUGUGCUAUGCCACGCGAAACCUGAGCAUGCCGGACAUGGAGAACAGGCUGAUCGAGCUGCACUCCCCAGAUGGCCGCAACACCCUGAUUAUGCGGUGCAAGGAUCCGGCCACAGCACAGGCCUGGUUCACGGCCAUUCAGGCCAACCUGACGGCCCUCCUGCCACAGGUCCUGGCAGAGCUCAAUGCCAUGCUGGCGGCCAGCAACAGCCCCGGGAGCAGCAAGGAGGUCAAGCACAUCGCCUGGCUGGCCAAACAGGCCCGACUGGAUGGGGGCCGGCAGCAGUGGCGGCCAGUCAUCCUGGCCGUGACGGAGAAGGACUUGCUGCUUUACGACAGCAUGCCCUGGACGAGGGACGCCUGGGCCUCCCCCUGCCACAGUUACCCCCUCAUCGCCACCAGGCUGGUCCAUUCUGGCUCUCGGUCGCCCUGCCUGGGCGCGGAGCUGACCUUUGCUACGCGGACGGGCUCCCGGCAGGGUAUCGAGAUGCACGUCUUCCGCGUGGAGACCCACCGGGACCUCUCCUCCUGGACCCGCAUCCUGGUGCAAGGCUGCCACACAGCUGCAGAACUCAUCAAGGAGGUGUCCUUAGGCUGCGUCUGGAACAACCAGGAGGUCCGCCUCAGGGUCCACUACGAGAAUGGCUUCACCAUUUCCAAGGAGGAGGCGGGGGGCUCCAGCAUCCUCUUCCGGUAUCCCUUUGAGAAGCUGCGCAUGUCUGCAGACGAUGGCCUCAGGAACCUCUACCUGGAUUUCGGGGGACCGGAGGGAGAACUGGCGCUGGAGCUCCAUUCCUGCCCGAAGCCCAUUGUCUUUGUGAUGCACACGUUCCUUUCGGCCAAAGUGACCCGCAUGGGCCUCCUGGUGUAGCGGGCGAUGUUGACAGCAGCACCAGCCACAAAGCGGCACCGACUCCUGCCUUUGCCGAUCCCUCCUCCAUCCUUCCUUCCUUCUUCCCUCCCUCCCUCCCUUUGACGCCUCAGUGCCUUAGUGGGGUCCCCCGAGGGGCUUGCGGCAGAAGAAGGGCUUCGGGGGAAGGACUGCCUUCCCAAAAGAGAAGCAAUGGACAUGGGAAGGGAAGGGAAAGGAAGGGACAGAUGCCCUCGCCAUCCGAUUAUUCGCUGGGAGCCGGGCCUUGAGGGCAGGCCCUUGGUCAGCUCCCAUCUUCGGGUCUCAAGAAGCCAUGUUUCCCGUAUCACUCACCAAAAGUGCCUUUGGGGCCGGAAGGAGGGCUGCAGAACAAAGGGCCAGUGCUGUGCCAGGUGUACAGUGGGGCUCACUUUCUUGCAGGGACCUCGAAAAAAGGGUAAAAGCAGCCUCUCUCCUGGUUUAUUGAUCUGGGUCUGUUUAGCCUCCAAAAGAGAAGGUUGAGAGGAGACAUGAGAGAUAUGUAUAAAUAGGUGAAAGGAUGUCAUAAGGAAGAGGGAGCAGGCUUGUUUUCCGCUCUUUCACUGGAGACUAGGAUCUAGAGCAAUGUGUUCAAACGACAGGAAAGGAGAUUCCAUCUAAACAUUAGGAAGAACUUCCUGACUGUAAGAAGAGCUGUUCAGCAGUGGAAUUCACUGCCUCGGAGUGUGGAGGCUCCUUCCUUGGAAGCUUUUAAACAGAGGCUGUGUGGCCAUCUGUCAGGAGUGCUUAGAUUGUGCUUUUCCUGCAUGGCAAGGGGUGGGACUAGAUGGCCCAUGCGGUCUCUACCAACUUGAUGAUCCCAGGGUCAGGAGGACCAAAAUGGUGGCAAGGGCUAUUUUUGAGAUCCAAAAGAGAAGGCAGAGCCUCGGAAGGAAGAAAAGCAAGGUCUUACUCCAGCGACCAAAGGGAGACAUCCUGAGUCUCAGCCUCUGUUUUGCAUAGUUUCCUUUGCAUGUUCCUUGUGCCUAUUGCUUUUGAGCCUCAAACCUUGUUGCAGGAAGCCUUGGAUGGUGGCCCUCUUUUGGGUUUUGUCUGGAUUCAGGAAGUAGCACUUGCAUGUACUUGGGGAGCUUUAUGCUGUUCUAUGUGAGAAGGACUAGGAAGUCCUCUUUUUUUGCAAAUCAGUCCCGUCCUAAAGUGAUAUUCUCGGACACAGAGAUCCUCGGCUGUGUCCUUGU